Messenger RNA from Macrosteles quadrilineatus (aster leafhopper), 2483 nucleotides. RefSeq names its product JNK-interacting protein 1 (gene Aplip1). The transcript has 9 exons. The coding region runs from base 25 to 1299 and encodes 424 amino acids. Gene Ontology annotation, biological process: regulation of JNK cascade. Gene Ontology annotation, cellular component: cytoplasm. The record is from RefSeq and is a predicted model, not a curated record. NCBI's taxonomy places the organism in Eukaryota, Metazoa, Arthropoda, Insecta, Hemiptera, Cicadellidae. Gene Ontology annotation, molecular function: protein binding.
GGUCGACGGCGCCACAUCGGCAAAAUGGCCGACUCGGAGUUCGAGGAGUUCAGAAAUUGUUUUGAACCACUUCCCCAACAUCUAAAGGCGCCCGCCCAAACAUACACGCUGGUCCAUGAUGUGAUGGUGGAGGAAGAAUCUCCUUCACCUCAGACCAGCCCAGGGGAGGCUGUGGCAGAACCUCUAGGAGUUGACCUCCGACCUGUCAAACCUGCCUCAGAGGAUGAUUACUCCACCAGUGAAGUCUCCAGGCCCCAGUUCGUACCUGACAGUGGACAUGUCCCAGAGACACGGCUUGCUUGGCCUGAGAGACCCAGCGGCGAACGAAAACGGAGAAAACUACCUGAAAUUCCAAAAAACAAAAAAUCAUCAGUGCUGAGUCUAGCUGAAGAGUUAGGUGAUGCGUUGUCACUACAGAUCUCAGUCAACCCACCGAGGUCGCUGCUUCUGCUGAAGUGUCACGGAUACUUGCGCGACGCAGACAGCCCCGACUCUGACAGGUUCCAAAGUACAGAUGUGGACUCGGGUCACUCGACGGCUCACAGCCCGGAUGGACUCAAAUCAACAUCUCCUCAGCCAACCAUCGCACCAACUGACUCUGACACUCCCGGCUCCCCCUCCAGUUCAGCAGGACUUCCUUUCACACAUACUCAGCUUGAGUUACUAGAGCCAACUCAUCGAGGACUGCACAAGUUCAUCCCACGACAUCGGGACGAAAUGGAGGUGGAAAUAGGAGACCCGAUCUAUGUACAGAAAGAAGCUGAUGACCUGUGGUGUGAAGGUGUGAACCUAAGGACGGGCCAGCAGGGUAUCUUCCCGUCAGCCUAUGCAGUGGACAUGGAGCUGAAUGACUUUGAGGAGGCUCCUCGGGUGAAGAGAGAGAGGUUUCUGUUAGGCUACCUCGGCUCAGUGGAGACUCUCAAUCACAAGGGCAACUCUGUACUGUGUCAGGCUGUCAAGAAGAUUGUGUCGACCAAACACAAGGCUCACUCCUGCAUACUGGAGGUGUCGGAUCAGGGGCUGCGGAUGGUUGACAAGAGCAAAAAGAGUUCCAAUGCUCCAUGCCACGAUUACUUCUACUCCUUGAAGAACGUGUCGUUCUGUGCGUUUCAUCCGACAGAUCACAGGUACCUGGGUUUCAUCACCAAGCACCCUCAGCUUCACAGGUUUGCUUGUCACGUGUUUCUUGGCUGUGAAUCUACGAGACCUGUUGCAGAGUCUAUAGGGAGGGCUUUUGAAAGGUUUUAUACUAAGUUUAUUGAGACUGCAUAUCCGAUUGAAGAUAUUUACAUAGAGUAAACGCAAGAUUAGGAAGCUGACGGAGACCAAGAACCUCGGUACAAUAAUCUGCUUUGUGCACUUCUGUCUUUGACUUUUCCUCGCCUGGUGCAGCUGCAAGCUGUGAUCUACAGCUUAUAAGUUCAUAUUACUUUGUUCAUUUGUUACCAAGAAGUCUCAAACAGUUAAUGUUGAAUGUGAUGUAACUACACCUCAACAUUCUGAACACCAUGUGAAAAAGAUGAUUUGUGUAACGUUUUUGUCAACUUGUAGAAACAUUUAAAACUACUGGUACUGUUUUUAUUCGCAAAAUAUGAUAUUGAUAUUACCAAUUAUCAAUUACUAAGAUUGGGACGCCACCUAGGCGCAUAUUUUAACCUAAAUAAUAUUUGGAUUAAAAUACUAUUCUUCACUCAUCCUUCACAUAUAUUAUGUGUGAAGGAUGAGUGAUGAAUAAUAUGAGAUGAUCUGUGUAGCUUUGUUACUGACUAAGAUCAGCUGUUUCAUUAGCCAGGAUCAUUUAUUUAGAGCCCAAUGAUCAGGAACAGCUGGGUCCAGUUUUGAACCAUCAAAAAAAUACCGUAUUAUCAAUUGAGAUAACCCAAAUUUGACUACAGAAUGGAGUAAAAUGACUUGUGUCAUCAAAAGCCAAUUGAUGAAGAACAAUUGCGUUCAAUUUCCAAGCUUUUCUCAGGAGUGGCGGCGAAUUUUAGAUUGCUAGGCAGGCUAAAACCACUCAGCUACCUGAAAUUAAUAUUUGUACUUUGUAGUCUUUUAAAAAUAAAAAUACAUAAUUGAAAGCCUAACAAACAAAAUACAAAUGAAUACCCUGCAAUUUAUGACUACAGUGCUUAAUCAUUUCAACAUUUCAACUGUCUGAGACUUUUUGAGCUAAAUUUAUUGUUAAAAAUUAAAAAUACAUUCAAUAACUAACUAUGGUAGGUUUCCUAAUGUUUUUGUGAUGUUUCAAUGCCAAAGAUUUGUUUACAUUUGUGUUUACAAAGGGAAUAUUAGACAUUAGAUUAUUUUGUUACUUGUUUGUACAAUACCAUUUGUUAGAUGAAUGCCCCUGGGGGACUAUUGUACAUAUUUAUGUAUUUCAAUCAAUAGGCUUUGGUUGCCUUGAUUCAUGAAAUAUACUUUCCUACAGACUUAAUAAUUUGGAAAAUUGUAAAGGAUGUAUAAAGAAAUAUGAUUAUUAAAUA